GUUUUGUAGAGAAAAAGGAAAAGGGUGGGUUGGUGUGAUCGUGUUUGGUGAUAUUGGUAUUGCCGCUUGAGGACUGUCUCACAUCACCUACCGCGGAGUGGCCGAGAAAACAAAACCAAACCAAAACUCCUUUCUCUUUCAUACAACAUUUUUCUCUUAUUUUCGCAUCAUUCAUACAUAGUAAUACCACUCCUUUCUCUUCACUCUAAACCCUACACCCAUCAUAGCCAUGGCUUCUGCAAAGCUCACCACCUUCUCUUCUCACUGGAUCGCCAACAAUUCCUUCUCCCCUCGCCGUCGAUCCUCUCCUCGCCGACUCUCUCUUCCGAUCCACGCCUCUAAAUCUAUUGCAUCUCCUGGUCGUGGAAUUCUGGCAAUUGAUGAAUCAAAUGCAACAUGUGGGAAGCGUUUAGCAUCCAUUGGAUUGGACAAUACUGAGGUGAAUCGCCAGGCCUACAGGCAACUUCUGCUCACCACACCUGGCCUUGGUGAGUACAUUUCCGGUGCCAUUCUUUUUGAAGAAACCCUUUACCAGUCAACAACUGAUGGCAAGAAAUUCGUCGAUUGUCUCCGCAAUGAGAACAUUGUGCCUGGCAUCAAAGUUGACAAGGGCCUGGUCCCUCUGCCAGGGUCAAACAACGAGUCCUGGUGCCAAGGGUUAGAUGGAUUGGCUUCUAGGUCUGCUGAGUACUACAAGCAAGGUGCUCGAUUUGCCAAGUGGCGGACAGUUGUUAGCAUUCCUUGUGGUCCUUCUGCAUUAGCUGUUAAGGAAGCAGCUUGGGGACUUGCACGUUAUGCUGCUAUCUCUCAGGACAACGGUCUUGUGCCAAUCGUGGAGCCUGAAAUUCUUCUUGAUGGAGACCACCCAAUUGAGAGGACACUGGAAGUGGCUGAGAAGGUCUGGUCAGAAGUCUUCUUCUAUUUGGCUGAAAACAAUGUCAUUUUUGAGGGAAUUUUGCUCAAACCUAGCAUGGUUACACCUGGAGCUGAACACAAGGAAAAGGCUUCUCCAGAAACCAUUGCCAAACAUACUCUAACCAUGCUUAGAAGAAGAGUUCCUCCUGCAGUCCCUGGAAUCAUGUUUUUGUCUGGUGGACAAUCUGAAGUGGAAGCAACACUAAAUCUUAAUGCAAUGAACCAAAGUCCCAAUCCAUGGCAUGUUUCUUUCUCAUAUGCACGAGCUCUUCAGAACACUGUGCUUAAGACUUGGCAAGGACACCCUGAGAAUGUGGAAGCUGCUCAAAAGGCUCUUUUGGUGCGUGCGAAAGCAAACUCCUUGGCUCAACUUGGAAGGUACUCUGCCGAGGGCGAGAAUGAAGAGGCUAAGAAGGGAAUGUUUGUCAAAGGCUAUACCUACUAAAAGUUGAGGGUUUUUGGCCCUUAAUGUUUUGUUUUAACUAUUUAUCGUUUCUUCUUAGCAGUGAAUUCUAAGGAGAAUUAGAUGUGUUGUAUUUUUCUUUUCAACUUCUAGCAAAUGAGUUUGAAUAAGUUGAGCUAGAAACAAAGGUUUUCUUGGUAAAAUCAAGAUUGGGGAUUAGUAAAGAACCAAAUGGGAAAAGAACAUUAGAAAAUCAAAGAUUACUAUUUAUUGUUUAUUUGUGCUGUUCA
Cajanus cajan (pigeon pea) is the source of this 1608-nucleotide messenger RNA. The record is from RefSeq and is a predicted model, not a curated record. NCBI's taxonomy places the organism in Eukaryota, Viridiplantae, Streptophyta, Magnoliopsida, Fabales, Fabaceae.